CUCCUCUCAGGAUUCUUUCUGGUAUAGUCCAUUCACAGUGUAUUGAAUGAAAUGCAAACAAAUAUAUAAAAAAGAAAUAUUCCAUGAUAAACGGUGAUAUAAUAUGUAAUUUGAAAAUAAGGAUUUUGCAGAAGAAUAGAUAUUAAAUAUAUAUAUUGUUUUUUUUAACUAUAUGAUAUUGUGAGAAAAUGGCAACAGAGGUAUUAAAUAACAAGACUGAUUGUGACACGAGAGAAACUGUACGUCGGGCAUUUUAUAAAAAUCGGAUCAAGAAAGAUAAUAUCAAACUGGAACUUGACGAGAAAUCACAUCAGGAAGAAAGACGUAAACUGUUGUUAGAAUAUCAAAAGAAAUACAGAAAUGAAGCAUUCAAUAUCGCACGUGGUAUAUUCCAAGAGAUAUAUUUCUCUGAAUUAAAAAAUGAGGAGUCUAUGGAUGUGGAAGAAUGUUCUUCACAGUCUAGAUGCCCACAAAGAUAUAAAAAAAAGAAUCGAAUGAUGUUAUCAGAAUGGAUGAUAGAUGUACCACAAGAUUUUUCUGAGAGCUGGUUUAUGGUUCCGUGUCCUGUAGGAAAACGAACUAGACUAGUUUCAGGACGGGGCAUAACAAAGGCGUAUUCUCGAACAGGACUGCUAUGUAAUACCUUUCCUUCAGCACUUCCAGGUGGAAAUUCUGAUGCAGAUAUGCGUCAUUCCGCUAUUGUAGACUGCAUAUGGGUAAAGAAUCAACAAGUCUAUUAUAUAUUGGACGUAUUGUACUGGGGUAUAUUACCAUUCACAAACUGUGAGGCUGAAUUCAGGUUAUACUGGAUCAAUAAUAAAAUCCGUGAAACAAAAGACUUUGAAGAAUCUGAUGCUGAUACAAAUAAAUAUCCCAUUUUAUCUCUACAAAAUAUUAAUUGUAAUUCAGACUUAAGUUCUGCCUUGACACAACUUGAUCUUGAAUUAAAUUGCAUAGAUGGGUUUUUAUUUUAUCAUCGCAAUGCACAUUACAAUUUUGGGUAUACUCCACUUGUGACAUGGUUAAAACCUUUUAUGUUAUCUGAAGUACUUGGAAUAUUUGCACCUUCACCACUUGACGAGAAACCAGAUGACUAUUUAAAUUUUGAACAUUAUAUGGAAAAUAUAAAUGCUAAGAAGAGCAACAAUAAAAAAAGAAUUGUCAAGAAUUUUAUGGAGAUAGAAUAUGUCGCUUAAAAUAGAAUUAUGAUUAUGAUUAAGGAGGGACAUAAAUAUAAGAAUAAUCUUAAAUUUGAUUUAAUUUUUAUAACCAUUAAAAAAUGUAUAAAUAAUUUUUAUAUAUAUAUAACCAUUUUUUUAUUCUAAUAAAAUAAAGUAUGUGUUUAGACAAAAUAAAUUAAUAACCAUAGCAGUAACUAUAAGCAAAAUGUAAAUAGGUAAUGCAACAAUCAUAACUACUGCAUCUGAAUUAUAUAUUAUUUGUGUCACAGAACAAUAAAAUAAGAAAAUUCAUAUAUCAAUAUGCACUGUAUGAAAUA
Molecule: messenger RNA, 1498 nt
Organism: Formica exsecta
Lineage: Eukaryota; Metazoa; Arthropoda; Insecta; Hymenoptera; Formicidae
Gene: Snup
Product: snurportin-1
Exons: 6
Coding region: 189-1196 (335 amino acids)
Biological process (GO): snRNA import into nucleus
Cellular component (GO): nucleus; cytoplasm
Molecular function (GO): protein binding
Source: RefSeq, a predicted model, not a curated record